AUGAGUCUCGGAGCUCGAGGGCCGGGAGGCGAUGGCGCUGGCUGCGGCGCCCGUGACAGUCAGCUUCGUGAGUCACCCAGGGGUACCGAAAACAGCGGCGUCGCGGAGAGCCCGGAUCUGAUAGGUUUCGCCGGGCGGGAAGAGGGCCCCGAGGAGGCCCAGUCUCUGUUCGCUGCUUUCGGCGCCGACACAGAGAGCAACGGGAACAAGCGAGUCUUGCAGCGUCGAAAGCUUUCUGCGUCUUCGGCGAUGCCUGUGACGGCGCCGCAGGGCGUGAAUCGGGGGCGAUCCAAGCGCGUGAAAGGAAGGCGCUUUUCUUCCUCGCCGCAGCGCGAGCCGCUCCAGGCAUCCGACAUGGGAAGUCCACCCAGAGGAGUGGCGGCGGGCAGCCUCGGCAUGGAAGAAGGGCCGUCGGCGACGGGUUGGCGCGGCGACUCUCUGGCAGGCCACGCACCCGGGAGGCGGCCGUGUUCUGCCUUUACGGUGGAUGCCUCAGGCAGCAGCGGCGACCUAGUGGCAGCCGCUCCGUAUCGUGACGCGUGCUUUGCCAUCCGGUCGCCGUGGGAGUCGGCAGGAGGCCAAGGGGGUGCGUCGGGCUCCGCACGGGGCCUGGACGAAGAGGAGAGGGGCCGCGGCGCGUGCUCGCCAGUCUCUGUGCUGCCCUGGUUGGCCUCCUCGCAGUGGCCCGCGGCGGUCGCCGCCCGGCGCGCGGCGGCGACGCAGUGCGUCUUGUGGGGCUUCUGCGAGUACCUCGGAAGCUUCCUGCCGGAAGACGAAAGCAGCAGCCGGUCGCUCUCUUACGUAUGUGUGUCCUCCUGCCUGCCGCAGGAGCCGGUGGCGAGCUCGGGAAGCGGCACCGCGCCCGCGACGACAGCCGUCGCGCUGUACAAGCGCUCACUCAGAGACUUUGACUUCAUCAAGAAGGAGUACGCGCAGCGCCUUCUGCCUCCGCAAGCCGAGCACCAGCAGCAGCAGCUCGCUGUGCAGCUGCAUGCGGACGAAGGCGGCAUGCUGUGGGGCCUCGGAUGCCGUCGCGCCUGCAGCGACAGCGAUGGCGGACGAAAGCGGCGAGGCGUCCGCAGCGGCCGAACAAAGGCGCAGCCCCUCGCGAAGGAAGAGGAAGACCAGGCGAAGAGCGAGGGAAUUGCCGGAGACGCAGAGUCGCCCGCCAAGCUGUCGCAAGAGGAGUCCACCAGCGAACACAGCAGCACCGGCAGCAGUCGGUGGAGUGACGAGUCUGAGGAUGAUGAGGCACCGGAGUCGUCCACGGAAGGGGAGGAGGACGAGGCUCUGGCAGGCACGCCGUUCGAGAUGAAGCGCAGAGGCCCCCUCACCGCCCAGGAGUCCAGGGAUGACGGAAGGGACGCCGUCUCGGUCUUCGGAGGCUCUACGGCUGGCCAGCAGCAGCGUAGGCGAAGACCUGGUGGGCGGCGGAGACCUCCAAGUGAAACUGACGACGACGAAGCAAAUGAGGAAAAGGCCUCUGUGCUGUCCCUGACGCGAUUGGUGGAAAUGCUGGACUCGCUUCCCCUGCAAAUCCCGAUGAAAGGCCGAGUCGUCUACACGCUACUCUCUGCCGUGGACUGGGCAGUCCAGGCGAGGGAGGCCAUUGCGUUUUUGCCGCGGGACUCUCUACGCCGCCAGUGGGUUCAGCUGAUUCAAGAUGCAGGCGAUACUGCAGAGGAUCCUGCGCUGCCGAUCACGCCUUCGCUCAUUCUCUCCCACGUUCCAGACGCACGAGGCAAGGCGACGACAGAUGAGGAGGGCACCAGUCGCGCGAAGGCGGCGGGCGACCAGGACAGGCAGUCCCCAGAGCUUCAGGAGCAGAGCGACGGCGCAGGAAGCUGUCCCGCCGGCGGACCGGAAGGCGAUGGGGUCGCUGAGGGCCGCGUGCCGACCGCUUCAGAGUCGCGGGGCGUCGAGUCCCCGUCAAAGGUCAGACUGGAGGAGACUGGCAGCACGGGCCUGUCGCCUUUGGUGUCUCCGGACGAGCCGCGGCGUCGCCGCGAGUCGGACGGUUCCCUCGCAGGGCCGCGCGAGGACGAUGAGGGCGAGGCCUCCGCUCUCGACUCGCUUGCGGGCGGGCGCGCGCGCCGGCGCCGCGUGGCGCGACCAUUUGCAUCUGCCGCCCACAUGCGCCGACGCCCCAGUCUGCAGCGUUCGCAGUCUCUGGACGACGGGGGCGGGACGUAUUCCGCGUGUCACACGCCGAGCGCCUCAGACUCCACCGCCGGUUGUGCCGGCCGCCGGUUGAGCAGUUCAGCCAGUCAUCCGCCGGACGAGUUCCUCAUUCAGACGUUCCCGCAUCCCACGCUGUCGCCUAUCCAGCGCGCCUUCAUCUACGUGGAGGAGGCGUCGGCGCUGCUGCACGCGACGUCGCCAGAAGUCUGUCUGGUGUGCGCGCGGCCGCCGACAGUACCGCGCGCGGCGGCGGUCUCUGCGGCUUCGCUGUCGUCGGGCGUCGCAGUGGAUCUCGACGACGAACUCGCGCGCGAAGGCGCAGAAGGCAUCUCCGUCGGCCGGUCGUGGGUCCGCUGCGCCGAGUGCUCACGCGGCUUCCACGUCGCGUGCGUCGCGACGCUCUCCAGGCAGCAACAGGCGUUGCGGCGCGGCGGCGCGGGGCAAGAGGGCCUCGCGGACGCCGCAGCCGGCCGGUGCCCGUCGCUGGUUGACCAGGCCUCUGCCUCCUCCGAGGCCAUGCGCCCGAGCGCGCUGGGGCUGGGCGCCGCCGGCGCAGAAGCUGAGAGGGACGCCGCCCGCGAAGGCGGAGGCGACAUGCUUGAGGACGACGCAGAGAAACGCCGACGCGAGGCCGAGGAGAUGCAGGCGUAUCCGCCAGGCACCGUGGAUUCUGCCCUAGGCGCAGGCGUGAAGGGCGACUCGGUGGGGGGCGAAGGAGACGAAGAGAGCUUCGCAGGCGGAUUCUGUCCUGUCUGGCGGUGCCCGUGCUGCAUUGUGCGAACCGGGUCGUUCUCCGAGGCAACUCUCGAGUUCUUCUUCCUCACAUUCACAGCCACCAUGAGAAUCGCUGCAGACCCCAGUGGCCCCCGGAGGAUGCCUUCGUUCAGACGGGUGUAUCGGCUACUUAAGACUGCGUCCGAGUGGCCUCUUCGAGGUUUUUUGCUGCGCGAGCGUCGGAUCCUCCAGCAGCGGAUGUGUCUGCUGCGCCUGUGGCUUUCGGACUACCACACUUUCCUCCUCUCACUGCCGACGGAGCACAGCACCUUCGCGGACCUGCAUGCAUUCAAACGCUUAGCCAACGGGAGUUCAGAGUCCCUCGGCGAACCCGCGGUGUUGCGUGUAGCGAGGCCGCUGCCUGCGCUGAGCGACGAUGAGGCUCGGGACGGUCCGGAUGAUGGCGCCGCAGACUACCCAGGCAGAGGAAACGUGAAGCAGCACGAUGACUCCCUUCAAGAAGACGGCUUGGUGGCAAACGCGGACGGCGGCCGCGAGUCAGCGAGCGAUAUCAAAGCUGGACGCGAGACAGGCGCGGGGGACAGGCCGGAACGUGACCUCAAGGCAGACGCGGAAGAAGUCGAAGGCGUCCAGCAAGAGGCCGGCGGCGGCGACGCAACUUCUCACGGCUCACGGCAGCCGGUGGCAGAUGUCGAGAUGAAGGAGGGCGAAUUCAGUUGUGCAGAGAGCGAUCCGCUAGCAGGCGCGGGGGACUCUGCUGCACAGCAGUUGAUGCCGGGGUCGGAGCUAGAAGACGCAGAGAAGCUUUUUGCUGCGCAGGAAUGCCGUGAGCAGUCUCUAGAUGAGGCUCAGGCGGAAGCAGGGAUGCAGGCAGCAGAGGGCGGCGCGGCAAAGGGACAGCCAGGGGGUUUGGCUCCUUCGGAGGACGCGGGCGCCGCCGCCGUGGAGGCCGCCGGUGAAGCUGGAGACGACUCGGAGGGAUCAGGACAGGCGGCAGCAGCUGCAGAUGGAAGCCUCGAGGCGCAAGUCAAGGCCGAGCAGGAGGAGAGGGAGGACGGGAACGAAGAGGAGAAGGACGACGAAAAGGACCAAGAGCGAGACGACGACGGGUCUGAGGCUCCUGAAGCAAGCGAAGACGCCACUCCACCACUUCCAGCUUUGCAAAGGAGACCGCGAGCCGCCCUGACACCCUCCACGCGCACGACGCGAAGUCGGACUGGAGCGAUUAAGGCCCCGUCUGCGCGGCAGAUGCUUCACUUGGAUCGGCGAGGCACGAAGCGCCAAGCCAAGAAACCCAAGGGCGUGUCGGCUCGCGGCGCGCGCGUCGCGGGCGCCGCCGUCGAUAGCUGCGGAAUUCCCCAAGCAUACGGGUUCGCGUCCGCAGGAGACAGGGGCUACUUCGCAUCGCACACCUCCACGCAUGUGGGCGCCGCCGCGACCGCGGAGCUCGGCGAGCCUUCGGGGGCGGUCGAGGGAGGCGCGAGGGGGCUGCACGCGUUUUGGUUCCUGGAAGACGGGACGGGCUUCACGACCCAGUCGGGAGCCUCUUUCAGCCUCGCGGAUCUGGGGGUUCCUGCUGCGUGUCGCCCGAUGUCCGCGACCUCUGGCACGACUGGACGAGCGGGCAAGCGCGUGGGCGGGCCUGGACGGGGCAAGCGGGGCCCGACUGGUGGCGGGCUUCUGGGAACGGCGUUCGCCGUCGACGGGGCUCUGCGGGGGCGCAUGGGCGGGCUCGGCGGUCGGACGUCCCAUGCCGCCGGCGCCUUCAGGAAGGGUCGAGGCCGCCGCGGGGCUCCUCUCUCGCACAGACUGGGGGACAGGGCGAGCCGCUCGGCCGCCGCGAGUCUGUGUGCAGACCACACCGGGGCGCGGGGCGAGGACCCGUUCCUGCGGAUGGAGCGGGCGCGCGUGUUUGCGCAAGUCGAGAAACGCCUUCAGGGCCGCGUAGUUGUGCACCUUGAGCCCGACAGUGCCGAGGAGCGAGAGGAAGACGACGAGCGCGAGGAGAAGGACCAGGCGCUGGGAGGCGGAACCGAGGGCGAAGAGGCAAGCCGCCGAACCUGCGACGGCCAAGGAGAUCUUUACUCACUCCGUGGGGAGUCUCGGCGCAUUUCUGACGAGGAGGAAGGCGACGGGAAACGCGGUGAAGCGGCCUUGCCCGGCGAGAGCCGGCCGCGACCCCGCGGAGGGGCUGUCCCGUCGACCACCUCGUCGACGACGACGCGGAAGCGAGGCUCAGCAGACGAAAAAGAGGAGACGCAGCUCCUGGCGGCCUCACGCGGCGCUGACGACGGCAGACCCACGGUACUGGAGAUCAUUUUGCCGAAUGGCUUCGGCCGUCUGAAGCGCGGCAUGCGAGGCCUUGACUGGGGACGCAUCCCCGAGAUCCAAGGUCUCUCCAUGAUGGUCUGCGUCGGCAUGUUCAUCGGCAUUGGGCGCGUCCACGAGAUCGGCGAACUCGACUUCCUUCUCGACCGUUUGCUGAAAUGGAACAGCGCGCUCAAACUCGUCGCCGACAUCCUUCCUCAGCGGAGACGAAUCUUCUCGCCGAGCGCGCAUUCACCUGUUGCCGCGCAGCUGGCAGCUCCGUCGCCUGCGUCGCCCUCGUUGUCUGCGCCUCCUGCCGGCGCAUCCGCUUCCGCUCUUGCGAAGGCUGGCCCUGCCGGAGUCCCUUCGCCUCCGGCGUCGACAGCGGGUGCGACCCGCGCCUCCGGCGAGUGGGCGUGUGUCUCCUUCAAAGCCCUGAAGCUGUGGCUCUCCGAGGCGCGGCCGCACAAGGCGGUGUCUGUUCCUUAUCUCAGCAAAGCAGAGACCCUCUUGAAGGAAGGAACGGCGCUGCAAACCCGUCUGGCGAGGGCGCUCGCUGAGAUCGACGGGGAGGAGGAAGAAGAGCGUCUGGCGGAGGAGGGCGAAGGCGAAACCGGCCGCGACACGGCGCAGAACACCACAGCCGCAGAGCGUCGUGCCUCGUCUACAUGCGCAGGCACAGACGAAACAGAGUCGAGGCGGGGGCCGGCAAAGGAGCAGAAGGACGGUGAAGGCCACGCAGCAGAAUCCCCGCCUCAGGGUUCGGGAGCGAAGACCGCAGAUGCCGUCCAGCGAGCUCCUGGCGAUGGCCAUGGCGGGGCUUCGCUGGGCACGUCACACGGCCGCCAGCAGUCCAGGAAUGUUGACAACGAAGAAGAGGACUGGGAGCUGUUGGAGGCGGUUGGCGCAGCUCGCAAGAAGAGGCGGCGGGCCAUUGCCAUGCGCAGUCCGGAGGCGGCGGCGGCUCUUGUGCGGACGCCGGCGUUGGCCGUCUUUGGGGACAGCGAGGCGCUUUGCUUGUUGGAGACGCGGAACAUUGAGUGGCUCAAACUCGAGCAGCAGCUGUUCCAGUCGGGCGUUACCGGCAUCGACGGAGAGGAGUUCUUCCACCAUAUCGUCGCAUGCAGCGCCUGGUUUCGAGAGGCCUCCGUGCUUGUGUACUCUAUUCGCUGCCACGGCCUCCCGCACCGGAAGAGCUCUAAGGAAAACUCUCUCGCUAAGAUCACGGCGAGUGGAGGCCGCGAGCAGGCUCCGUCGACCGACGCAGCGGCGCCUCAGCUAGGCGGGGAUGAGGCCGAAGCGUCCCCGCAGAAGACGGGAGACCGGGACGAGGGGCACGAGCCGGAGGAAUGGAAACCGAGACCUCAAGAAGACGCCGCGGCCCGAAAGCCCGCCGCCCCCCCUGCGGUGCCCUGGGUGCAGAGGUCUGUUUACCAUCUCUGGCGAAUGACUCAAGUCUUCUCUCCGCUGAAACGGAAGUGCCUCGAGCGAUGUCAGCAGCGGGCCGAGGAGCUGAGGAGACGGCGAGGUCAUGCGGUCGCGGCUCGAGAGACGACAGGCGACUCGAACAGUCCCUCGUGCCCCUUGAAGCGGGAGGAAGGAGACGUCGGCCCCAGCGCUCCGCACACUUCUCCGCCUUCUUGUGAAUUGACUGGCGCAGACAAGGCCGCGCAGAGUUCCGCGGCGUGCUCGCGGCCCCAGACCGUGCCCGAGGCGAGCUCCUUGUCGACGUCUCCUCAGCCGGGUCGCGAGUCCUGCGAGUUUAAGGCCGCAGCUGCUGACGGAGAAGCCCAGGCCGACACGCAGCGUGAGGAGGCGACGGCCUCCUUCCGGGUGCAUGGGAGUGUCCGCGUCUUCAUUGAGCAAGGCGAAAUCUUGAGCCGACUUCUGCGCGCCACUCUGGAUCGCGCCAUGGCGUUUGAAACGCGCCUUCGCGGCCUGCACGCUCUCGGCCCCCUCCCGUAUGUCAUGCUGCCAAAGGUCGGCACUGCCUCACCGCCACCUGGCAGCGGCGCCUCCGCCGCCGCGACCGCGUCGUGUCUGCCCACCGAGGGUCGCGAACCCACAGAUGGCGCCGCGCAGAAAGCAGAGGCGGCCGUCGCGCCUGCUCGACACGAAGGGACGGGCGAGGGAGAAACGACGCAGCCGGCUCGUCGGGGAGGCGGCGCAGACGAGGAGGGAGUCGCCCCGCAGAUGGAGACGAACAAAAAAGAGGCGUCCGCGUCACGCGCGGCGGAGGAAGAAGGGAAGAAGGGGCCGGCGAGCAAGGAAAAACUCUCCAUGUCGCAGUGGAGCGAGUUGCUCGACGAAGCGCGGAGCAUAGGGGUGCGCGUGGAGCGAGUGGAGUGGAUCUUGAGAGAGAACGAAAAAAUUCGACGGUGUGAGCAACAGCUUCAGAGGGUCGCCAGCAAAGAGACCAAGCUCCCCUCAGUUCAGGCUCUGCACACGCUCGUGACGGAGGCGACGUCUUUGCCUGUUUCGCUUCAAGCCCUCGCAGCGGUCGAGGCGGGCGUGGCGGCGCUGUUAUCGUGGCGCGCGCGCGCGGAGGCCGCGCUGCAUCAAGUUCAGCUGCAUCUGCUUCUGCAACGCCGCCAGCAGGCGGCUCCCCAGCUGCUCCAGCAGCUGCAGCUUCUUCAGCAGCUGCAGCAGCAGCCUGUAAACCUUGACACGGUACGGGCGCUCCUGCGGGAGGCCGACAAUCUUCCGGUUCAGGCGUCCAGUGUGCCGCUCUACCAGGAGUUGGCGCAAAGGGUCGAGGAGGCCACGUUGCGUGAGCAGCAGCAACAGCACGCCAAGCGAUCGAGGGAAGGUGCGAAGCAGCUCCAGACCUCUCUCUCCUCUCAGGGCGGCUGGGGCGCGGCUUUGGCGGCCGUAGCGGCCCAGCAUCAGCAGCAGCUGCUUCAUCUGCAGCAGUCACAGGGUCGCGGCUCUGAAGGCGGCUCGCUGCCGUCGGGCUUCUCGCCGUCCUCUUCGGGGGGCCUUCCUCUGGCCCAGACGCUUCUGCAGGGCGCCGGCGGCUCAGGAGGAGGCGGCGGAGGCGCCUCGCCGGCUGCGGCAGCCGUCGCCGCGCUUCAACAGCAGCAGCUGCUUAGGCACUUGGCUGCUAGCGGAGGGCCUUCGCACGUCUUCGCUGCGGGAAAGCAUCCGCAUCGCCCAUGCUUGCAGCCGCGCGGUGCCGUCGUCGGCGUGGAGGGCCUGGACGGGGACGAGGGACACGUGGGGGCAGCAGGCCCGAAACGCGGGUCUCGAGGCGGGGCCCUAGGCAGGCCUAAGAAGAAGCCGCGUCCGGCAUUCCCUACUUCGACGCUGGGAGCAGCUACUGCUCUCCCCCAUCAUUCCCCCCAUUCUCUCGGAGGCUCUGCCGGCACCUACGCCGGCGCUCAGUCUGGAGUCCUCCCUCAGGGCGACGUCUCCUCGUCGCAAGCUGAGGAGGCUCACGCGCUCGCCAGAGGCGGCGGAGUCGGUGAGAUGGGCUUUGGGAGCGGGGGUCGGCCAGGCGGCCCGGGGGCCAGUGGGCUUUCGGGGCACAGCCCUUCACAGCAGCACGGAGGCAGUGGAGGAAACUCGCCAUCGCCAGCGGCCACCGCAGCCGCGACCCACCUGCUGCUUCAGCAGCAGCUGCACCAUCAGCAGCAGCUCCAGCACCACUUGCAGCAGCAGCGCCACCAGCAACUGCUUCAGCAGCAGCUGCGUCACUCUCACCAGGCGCAGUCGAUGGGCUCGCAGGGGCCACAGCACUCGCCGGCCGUGCGGGCUUCGCCGGCUGGCGUCGCCGCGGACCUCUCGUCCUCGGCCUCCUCCGGCGGCCUGGGCGUCGGCGUCGAAGGCAUGUCCACCUCCGGAGGCGGCCCGUCCUUUCUGCAGCAGAGGCUGCAGCUCGAGCAUCUGCAGCAAUUGCAGCAACAAGUGCAGAGGCAGCAGUUACUCCAGGAGCGGCAGAUGCUGCCGUCCGGCGGGCAGACGCCACUUCAGCUGCAGCAGCUACAGCAGCAGAGAGCGCACGAGCAGGCUCUGCAGCAGCAGCGGCAGAUGCUUCUGCAGCAGCAGCAAAUGCGACAGCAUCUCUCUCAGCCUCCUCAGGGCAUGCCGCCGCCACGAUAA
Messenger RNA from Besnoitia besnoiti, 9324 nucleotides. RefSeq names its product PLU-1 family protein. Lineage: Eukaryota; Apicomplexa; Conoidasida; Eucoccidiorida; Sarcocystidae. The record is from RefSeq and is a predicted model, not a curated record. The coding region runs from base 1 to 9324 and encodes 3107 amino acids. The transcript is spliced from 5 exons.